AUGGCAUCCAUGCCUUUAGCUGGACAGGCUCUCAUUUCUGAUCAUCAGCAGAUGAUGAAAGUCAUCUUGGGUCCUUGUCUUUUCCUCUUCAGAGCCCCAUCUCUGUCGAAAGUUCCGUCCACUUUGCACCAGGAUAUCUCGCCUCGUUCCGACACGGUCAGGAAGCUUGCCGCAUUGCUAGACAAAAACCGAGUGGUACAUGUUAGAGGACCCCCGUCGUCAGGCAAGACAACGCUUGCGCAUCUUCUUGAGCUCUAUUACACUGAAAAGGGGCAGUCAGUGAAAGUCAUAACAGGCUGGAACCAAGGUGCUGAUCGUGUCACCCAACAACACCAAGAUCAGCAGGAGGAGACCAAUCGCUUUUAUAUCGAGAACCGUCUGCACACUAAAACUGUGUUCAUUAUUGAUGAGGCCCAAGAAUCAUUUGCAGAUCAUUCACUGUGGCUGGGUCCAAUCAAAGGCCAAAGUGGCGCAUCUGGCGGUGCCAGAAUCUGUAUAUUCUCUUCCUAUGGAAGCCCUACAGGCGGAUUGCCCGGCUAUCCUGAUGCACAAGCUUCCCUGUAUCUGGAACCGUCACAGCGUGUAUCCAUCACCGAGCAAUCAGACCCGGAAUCUUCGGGCAUCUGCCUUUUCUACACCGAAGAGGAGUGUGAAGACGCAGUCAAUAGGCUUUGCUCCCGUCCGGACAUGGCCUUGGACAUGGAUCCAUCCGCGCGCGAAUACUUGUAUUCCAUGACAAAGGGCCACCCCGGCGCCGUCGAAGCAAUAGUCUCACACGUCUUAAAGAACUACACAUCAGAGGACGGUACGGUCCGAACCGUGACAAAGGAACUCUUUAGUAGAUCAUUCGUCGAUGAAUCUCGCGUGUUCAGAAGCCUCCGGCAUUUCGCAGUAUUCGUUGAGUACAUGUUGCACGCAUUGCAACUAAAACCCUUCCCAUUCGACCGGUUCCCCUGUCUAGCUACCCUUUGUGAAGCCAUCCUCAAAUGCUUCUCGCGGACCCGUCUCCUUUCCGACCCCGUCACCUCGCAUCUCCCUAACAAGUUCGUCCGCCCACCCGAAACCCCCUUCCAGGACGAAUGGUAUCGUUGUUUCGCCUCCCUCGUCGGCCACGGAGUGGGCAUUUCAAGCAAGUGGUCCUGUACCGGCAACGAACGGGUCGACUUCCGCAUCAUCGGGCCGGCAUGGGGCGUCGAGCUGCUUCGCGACGGUGAUCAGAUCCACAGCGUGUGCGCUCGGUUCCAGCAGCACGGUCUCUAUCACCCAUUGAUCGAGAAUGGGCAGAUGACCGACUGGCUUAUUUUAGACUGCAGGCAGUCUGCUCCCCAGAAGUAUCAUGUACCCGGUACGAAGCUCUGGCGAGUCGUAUUUAAGAACGACUAUACUUCGGCAUAUGUUCUAGACUCGGAUAAUGCAGUGGUCGUGCCGGAAUUUGACCUGCUAGAUUAA
Molecule: messenger RNA, 1449 nt
Organism: Aspergillus affinis
Lineage: Eukaryota; Fungi; Ascomycota; Eurotiomycetes; Eurotiales; Aspergillaceae
Product: ATP-binding protein
Exons: 5
Coding region: 1-1449 (482 amino acids)
Source: RefSeq, a predicted model, not a curated record